AUGCUGAGAUUUGUGUAGAAUCAAAUUGUGUUGAAGAGAUUAUUGCAUGUAAACAUAAAGUAAAUUGUUUUGGUAAUUAUGGUAGGUUUUUAAUAUUUUAUAACAAAACUCUUUCAUUUAAGAAUAGCAAAGAACCAUUAUUAAAAAGUGGUUGGUUUAAAACAAAGGGAUUGAAUGGAUUAUUGAUAAGCAUAUUAUUUGUGUUAGAUUUGUUGUUAUUUUGA
Paramecium sonneborni is the source of this 224-nucleotide messenger RNA. Lineage: Eukaryota; Ciliophora; Oligohymenophorea; Peniculida; Parameciidae. The record is from the annotation of a GenBank genome assembly.